This is a messenger RNA of Antrostomus carolinensis (chuck-will's-widow), 688 nucleotides long. Its product is annotated as protein FAM71D-like. The record is from RefSeq and is a predicted model, not a curated record. Gene Ontology annotation, cellular component: nucleus. The annotation marks the transcript as partial. The transcript is spliced from 4 exons. Lineage: Eukaryota; Metazoa; Chordata; Aves; Caprimulgiformes; Caprimulgidae.
AUGAAUCACAAUGUUGAUUUUAAGACCAUCAGUUCAAGUCAGGUGUCUAUGGGUGACCUUCAGAGACUUCUUAGCCAAGGAGAAUACCCUCCUUUUACCUCUGCUCCCAUCUUCGAGAGCAAGUUUGUACAGGUUAAUCGAAGAGGGGAACCAAUUUCUGUCCAUAACCGUCCCAGCUGUGUGACCAUUGGCAUCUGUGCUGCCAAUCCCAGUUCACCAAUGCCCGAUGUAAUGCUGGUAGCACACGAGGUGCCCGUGUCCCCACAGGAAAGUACAACAAACUUCUGGCAACUCUCGGAGCAGCCAUCCUACACUGAACAGCUAGCACUUACCAGGUUCUUCCCCCUGAAGCUUGUCGAACUCUCCGUCCACAACACAGAUAAGCAUCACCUCCUGUUAAAAUUAGUAAAUGGCCGUUGCUAUUAUCUAGAGCUCUGUGCCCCAUCAGACCAGCGACAACACCUAUUCCACCUGUGGCUACAGCUCAUCUCUCUCCUGAAACCCCCACAAAAUACCAGCAAUACUGAAGUCGAUGUAAAAUGCAAGGAUUUUGGCAUGCAUCACAAGAAAGCUCCCAGUCCAAACAACCCAUCAGAAAAUAGGGAUGAUGCACAAGAUAUGCCUAACCCCAAAACAGAGAAAGAAGAAAUUGCUAAACAAACCUCCUCCAACCAAGUUCCCAUCUCAG